This is a messenger RNA of Drosophila rhopaloa, 1044 nucleotides long. Its product is annotated as bromodomain-containing protein 4. The transcript has a single exon. Gene Ontology annotation, biological process: regulation of signal transduction. Gene Ontology annotation, molecular function: protein phosphatase inhibitor activity. Lineage: Eukaryota; Metazoa; Arthropoda; Insecta; Diptera; Drosophilidae. The record is from RefSeq and is a predicted model, not a curated record. The coding region runs from base 82 to 933 and encodes 283 amino acids.
AGAUAAAGUAACCAUAUUUCCAAAAAAAAAAACAUAUAUUAUUUUAUUAUUAAAUUAGUUAACAACUAUUGUUUGAACACCAUGGCGGGUAAGAGGACAACGUUCGACUUGAUGAACCUGGGAUAUCCCAUAAACUCCGAUCCGUACGAAGAGCAUCCAGAAAGUUCUUCAUCGCCCAGUCUGCUGAGAGAAGCUCCACUGUCCCACAGGGAGUUGAGGCGUAAAUUGCACAAGGAGGCCAGGAAAGUGAUGCCGGACUUUUUCCCGCGGGAUCCAUCCUCCAGUUCGGACGAUUCGGAUGAUUUUGAUUUUCCAGAGACGCUGAACGAAAGGGCACGUCGCACGUCCUUCGCCCGUCGCCGCAAAUUGCACUACAAUGAGUUUGCGACGGUGGAGUUGGCCAGGCGGCUGAUCCACGAUGAGUUCACCACCUCAACGGACAGUGCACGUAGCGAUGAGAUCGACUUCAUCGCGGAAAGGGCCGAGGAGGAGUGCCAUCCCUGCGAGGACGAUUCCAAUGACUCGUUUCCGUACCUCCAAUACGAUCGCGUCACCUGCCGUUCGCAGAUUUCCGAUGAUAGUCUGCCGAAGGAGGAUCCGGAGCCGGGAUUCGAUCCCACCCAUCACUGCUACGAUAAGAUAAUGGCUAACUUGGCUGACAUGGCCGAGCAGGUACCGGUAUUAACUAUUCCCGUGGAAUCGGAGCCGACACCGACACCACCACCACCACCGCCACCUCCACCACCACCUGCCCCGGAAGUGGUUGAGACACCAGUUGUGGAGGAGGAGACCCCAACUGAACGCAAGCCUUCAUUGGAAAAACACACUCGAGUCAUAGACGGGGGCGAAAAAUGGGACCUCACAUCAGUUAAGGCCGUGCCGAGAGUCAUUCGUGCGAAGAAUGAUAAAAGUAAUAGAUCGCGGAAUUUAUAAAUCAAAGAUCAUAUGUAUUUACAUUUGAAAGCCACGGCCUUAUAAAAUACAUUUAAUCAUUGCAACUUUCUAUUAAAGGUAGAGAGUUAUAACUUGCAAAGACAUGUCAAA